Messenger RNA from Entamoeba invadens IP1, 1143 nucleotides. RefSeq lists its product as hypothetical. Gene Ontology annotation, biological process: ribosomal large subunit biogenesis. Gene Ontology annotation, molecular function: nucleic acid binding; zinc ion binding. Gene Ontology annotation, cellular component: preribosome, large subunit precursor; nucleus. The transcript has a single exon. The record is from RefSeq and is a predicted model, not a curated record. NCBI's taxonomy places the organism in Eukaryota, Evosea, Mastigamoebida, Endamoebidae. Bases 1 to 1143 code for a protein of 380 amino acids.
AUGUCAAAACCAUAUCAACCACUAACUCAGAAAUUUAUCUGCUCUACUUGUUGUGUUCAAUUUGAUACUUCGGAGGAUCGUAACACACAUUAUAAAAGUGAUUAUCACGUCUUUAAUUUGAAGAGAAAGGCGGUCUUGUUAGACCCAAUUUCUCAGUCUAAAUUUGCGGAGUUAACAAAGAAGGACACAGCCACUCCAACAGAGGUCUUCACAUACUACUGCUCGGCGUGCAAAAAGAGGUACCAAACUGAAAACCAGAUGAAGGAGCACGAAAACUCGAAGAAACACAAAGCGAACCUUAAAAAGAAAGAAAACCCUACCACCGUGAUUAAGAAGGAAAAAGUCGAGCAAGAGGACGAGGACCCAUACGCUGACCUUCCUGAACAAACGAUAGAUGAGAUGAUUCAAGAACGUAAGUCCUUAGCGCCGAAGAUGACGUCCAAGAACUGUUUGUUCUGUGACUUAGAGAGUGAGAGUCCAGAGAAGAACUUAGAGCAUAUGGAUGUCGAGCACAACUUCUUAAUUCCAAAUGUCGAGUGUUGUUGUGACAUCAAUGGACUGAUUCAAUAUCUCCACGAGAAGAUAUGUAUUGGGUAUUUGUGUAUUUGGUGUUCACACGAGACGUCGAGCUUCCAGUCAUAUCAAGCUGUUCGCGAGCACAUGAUUAACGCUUGUCAUUGCAAGAUGUUGUAUGAAACAAAGAACAUAGAGGAAUAUGACGACUACUACGAAUACAUUGAAGACCCCAAUCAAGUCCAAAUCAUAUCAGUGGAUGACACUACUAUGGAGUUAUCUAAUGGACUCGUCAUUGGUCAUCGUAGUUUGGCUAAGUAUUAUAAUCAGAACAUUCGACCCGUCGAGACACGUGAAUGCGUGUUGGCUAACAAAGGAAAGAACGUCCCUAUAUUACCGGGUGGUGCUAAAAAUUUGAAUAUCCCAAAUGCUCAAGCACUCAUGAAAAUGCCAGAAAAGACCUACGUCGACUACGUCAAGAAUGUCCUGAGAAAGCAACUCGUCACUAAGAAAAUCAGAAGGACAAACAGGAGAUACUCAGAAAGUGGACUAAACUUGGAGUACACUCAAAUAUGCUCUUUAAACCGUGCAGUCAAACAAACGUUUAAUGAGCUAAAACUCCACUAUUGA